Hepatospora eriocheir is the source of this 1551-nucleotide messenger RNA. Lineage: Eukaryota; Fungi; Microsporidia; Hepatosporidae. The record is from the annotation of a GenBank genome assembly.
AUGAAUACAAUAGAUAAUGUUCAGUUUAUGAAUGAAGAAAAUGAAUUAUAUAACUUGUAUUUGAGCAAUAAAGAGACAAUUGUUCCUGUUAUAUCAAGAUUAUUUAAGUUAAGUUUUUAUCAGAGUGUACUUAAGAUUAUUUCUAAUGAAAUUGAUUUUAUUUCAUCAAAUGAUCAAUUAAGAUCAGAAAUAACUAAAAUAAUAACAUCUAACAGUAACAAUCUUAAAAAGAACAAUUUAAUUGAAGAUUUUGUAAGUAUUUGUUUAGAAUUUAAAAUACUAAAAGAUUUUGAAAUAUUUGAGAAUUUAAAGUUUGUAGCUAGUCUUAUUUCUCUUCAAAAAACUUUUAAAAUCAAAACUAAUAUGGUUAAGUGUUUGAGAAUGUUAAGUGAAUUAUGUAAAGAUCUACAACCAUUACUUUAUUUAAACAUACUCUAUUUUUUAAUCAAUUUAAAUAGCUUAAACAUGGAUUCUAAUAAAUUAAUAUUUCAUAUUAAAAGAGCACAAGUACAAUCAAUUGAUAGUUCUAAAAUUCAUUUAUAUGAAAGUUCAUUUAAAGAAUUAUUGUGUGGUCUUAAACUUAAAUCAGUUGAUAAACUUAAUUUUAAUGUCGAUAUUUAUAGUUAUAAAGAAAAUGAUGAUUAUUUUUGGAAUUUAAUAUUUAAGAAUGAACCGAUUAAAAUUGAACCUGAUUCAUUAGAAACGUUUAAGUUAUUUCUUAGACUUCAUAAUAUUCCAUUUGAAAUAGAAAAUAACUGUUUUUAUUUAGAAAAGUGCCAUUAUAUUGAUUUUAGUUCAACAAUCUACGAAAUAGUUAAAGAAUGUACAGUUAGUGAAGAUGAAGAGUUAAUAUCAAAGGAUAAGUUAAUAUCAGAGGAUAAGUCAAUAUUGGAGGAUAAAAAUGUUUCAAUUAAAGAGGAUUCUAAACUUCUUAUUAAUUUAAAGAAUUUAUCAAUUGAACCAACUCGUAUUGUAAAUAGUUUUAAUGUAAUUAAACCAACUAAACCAGUAUUUAAGAAUCGAUUCAUAUCUGAAUAUGCCAAGAAUAAGGUUGUUAAUUUAAAUGGAAAAUUUGAAAAGAUUGAUAAAGAUUUCCCAAUUAGGAAAGUAAAUAAUAUUUUAUUAUUUAAAGAAAGAAAACGCGAACUUGAAGAAUUUCAAGAAUUUUUAAAUAAUAAGCUGUCAGUUAUUGAUGAUUUGUUAGAAAGAUUUGAUUAUUCAAUUGAUGAGAAGAAUGAAGUAAUUAGAUGUGAGAAUGCAAACGAAGAAAGAAUUAGAAAAGAAGAGAUAGAAAGAAUCAAGAAACAAGAGUCUUGGAGUAAUCGAUCACAUAUUACUGAUCCAUUUGGUAAACAAAAAGGUAGGUAUUCUAGAGAGAGUAAUAAUCACUAUAAAAACAUUCCAAAAUAUGAGGUAGAUGAGAAAUAUAUGGUAGAUUAUUCUAAAAUAACUAAAGAACAGAAGAAAGUGAUGAAACCAUUUUCAACUAAGUCAAUUAGCACUGAAUAUGAUGUAGAUUAUACAGAAUACCUUUCUAAGAAUAAUAAAUAA